CACAUCUUAUAACCUUGGAUUCUUCUGAACAAGUCUGGCUGUAACGAACACCGUCUAGAAACAAGAAAUGGAUCCUGAACUUCCGCUUGUGGUGGACAACGGUACUGGUUUCGUCAAGGUUGGAUAUGCAGGGUCAAACUUCCCCGAGCAUGUCUUCCCAUCUAUUAUCGGUCGCCCUAUUCUGCGCGCUGAGGAGCGUGUCGGAAACACUGUUAUCAAGGAUAUUAUGAUCGGCGAUGAAGCAGCUGAGAACCGUAAUUUCCUGCAAGUUACUCAACCCAUGGAGCACGGUAUUGUGAAGAAUUGGGAGGACAUGAAGUUGCUGUGGGAUUACACUUUCGAUGAGAGGCUCAAGGUCGACCCGAGGGGAAGGAAGGUGUUGCUCACCGAACCCCCUAUGAACCCUAAAACCAAUCGGCAGAAGAUGUGCCAAGUUAUGUUUGAGGAGUAUGGAUUCCAGGGCGUCUACAUUGCGAUUCAAGCCGUAUUGACGCUGUAUGCUCAGGGGUUGACGACGGGUGUUGUCGUGGACUCUGGAGAUGGUGUCACCCAUAUUGUGCCGGUUUACGAAGGCUACUCGAUGCCCCAUCUAACGCGGCGAUUAGACAUUGCUGGACGUGACGUUACUCGAUAUCUGAUCAAGCUCCUCCUCAUGCGUGGAUACGCGUUCAACCGAACUGCUGAUUUCGAGACGGUCAGAGAGAUCAAGGAGAAGUUGUGCUAUGUCAGCUACGACCUUGAACAAGAUACCCGCCUAGCAGAGGAGACCACCGUUCUCGUCGAAAGCUACACUCUUCCUGACGGCAGAACCAUCAAGGUCGGACCCGAACGCUUCGAAGCACCUGAGUGCAUGUUCCAGCCUCACUUGGUCGACAUCGAGCAACCUGGUGUUGCAGAGAUGCUGUUCGGUGCCAUCCAGGCUGCGCCAGUCGACGUCCGUUCAGAUCUGUACAAACACGUCGUCUUGUCUGGCGGUUCAAGCAUGUACCCUGGUCUCCCCAGUCGUCUCGAGAAGGAGAUGAAACAGCUGUACCUCACUCGAGUCUUGAACGGCGACCCGUCUCGUUUGAACAAAUUCAAGAUCAAAAUCGAGGAUCCUCCUCGUCGUAAACACAUGGUCUUCCUCGGCGGUGCUGUGUUGGCGGACAUCAUGAAGAACCGUGAAGACUUCUGGAUAUCGAGGGAGGAAUGGUUCGAGAAGGGCAUCCAGGCCUUGGACAAGCUAGGACGAGGUGAUUAAACGCAAGAUUAUCAUUCGUUAGCAGCUUGUUAGUAUGUAUAUCGGGUACUUAAUUCAACAUCAAGAUAUGUCUGGAUAUCGUCGCGGUCUACUAAAUAUGAAGCAGGAUGCUGUAAAAGGUCUACCUAGGCGUCUAGAUUCCCGUCGAAAGAAUCCCAGAAUCCAUCCCAAAGCUUUAGGACUCGGGCCUUAUCCACCUCUUUGCCCCUAAUUAUAUCCUGCCCCUGGAUCAAGGCGAGUUCUCUACCUCGCAUUCUUCGCGUCCUUCUCAAAGGAUCAACACGGUCCAACUCGUCGUCCGAAGGGAGCCGUUCCUCCG
This is a messenger RNA of Coprinopsis cinerea okayama7#130, 1559 nucleotides long. Its product is annotated as actin binding protein. NCBI's taxonomy places the organism in Eukaryota, Fungi, Basidiomycota, Agaricomycetes, Agaricales, Psathyrellaceae. Gene Ontology annotation, cellular component: Arp2/3 protein complex; actin cortical patch. Gene Ontology annotation, molecular function: actin filament binding. The coding region runs from base 68 to 1240 and encodes 390 amino acids. Gene Ontology annotation, biological process: Arp2/3 complex-mediated actin nucleation. The transcript has 7 exons. The record is from RefSeq and is a predicted model, not a curated record.